This is a messenger RNA of Daktulosphaira vitifoliae (grape phylloxera), 1889 nucleotides long. RefSeq names its product protein Wnt-5b-like. The coding region runs from base 499 to 1704 and encodes 401 amino acids. Gene Ontology annotation, biological process: canonical Wnt signaling pathway; neuron differentiation; multicellular organism development. Gene Ontology annotation, cellular component: extracellular region. The record is from RefSeq and is a predicted model, not a curated record. The transcript is spliced from 7 exons. Gene Ontology annotation, molecular function: frizzled binding; cytokine activity. Lineage: Eukaryota; Metazoa; Arthropoda; Insecta; Hemiptera; Phylloxeridae.
AUUCAGUGUUCUCUCAGACGGUAACGCCUCUUCACGGACUGUUGUACGGCGGCGCGCGUUGUGUUGUGUUCUUGUGUGCGGUUAUAUCGCUCUUGUUGAACGGUUCUAUCAUGAUGCCUAUUAUAUUAUAGUGCAUUUGAAUCAAAUACGUUUUUAUAAAAUAUUAUACUGGAUACGUAUAUAAUAUUUAUAUAUAUAAAUAUAUUUAUAAUAUUUAUACGCAUGUCUGUGCGGACAAAUAAAAUUGCAUAGUGAAAAAAUCGUCGUUCAUUUCGGUUGGUUCGCGAUUUUUUCGUUGUUGUUUUUAGAGUAUCAUAUUGGAUUGAAUUAAAAAAAAAAAUUAAAUUGUGAGAAAAUUAUUUCUUAAAUUAGAUGAAUCGUGCGCUGCGUUACGAUGGAAAGUUCGCCGUGUGUUUCACCGAUGUGAAUUGACGAUCGGUCUCAAAUAAAAUAUUAAUAAUAUUAAAUGCCCGGUCGUUUCAAUUAAACGGGAUAUUUAUGGAAAACGAUAAACAGGAAAUGAACGUGGCUGCUAAAUAUUGGCACUUACGUAUCUUGUUGUUGGCGUUGGUUAUUAAUGGUUUGUCACUGACGUACGCCGGACAUGCAUCCAGUCUGAAAUCACAUUUUAAAGAACCACCGUAUCCACAGCAAGUACCAUGGACGCCGCCGGAAUUAAGUGGCGUCGGUGGCAACGGUAUUGUAGAUCCGUUGGCUUUGCCAUCACCAUCACCGUUACCAACCGAACCGCCACCAAAGUGUUCGAAUAUUACCGGGCUAUCUUCUGGUCAAGCCAAGUUGUGUCUUUUGUACGAGGAACAUCUGACGUCUAUCCGACAUGGAGUCCAGGCGGGUCUGAGCGAGUGCAGAUCACAAUUCUUGCACCGCCGUUGGAAUUGUUCCAUGACCACCGAGAAUACAGGCGUUUUUCUCGGCCCUGAGUUGCAAUCAAGUAGCCGCGAGGCGGCAUUCGUUCAGGCGAUCAAAGCGGCCGGUGUGGCGCACUCAAUGGCGCGCGCCUGCAGAGAUGGUCGGCUAAACACGUGCAGUUGCUCGAGGUCCGGGAGACCGAAAGAUUUAAGAAAGGAUUGGGUUUGGGGAGGUUGUGGUGAUAAUAUGGAAUACGGCUACAAAUUCACAAAAGUUUUUUUGGACGUCAAAGAAAAAGAAAAAAGGUGGAAAAAAGGAUCGCCGGAACAAGGCCGGAGUUUGAUGAAUCUGCACAACAAUGAGGCCGGCAGAAGGGCCGUGCUCAAAAAGUCAAGAGUCACGUGCAAGUGCCAUGGUGUCUCAGGUUCGUGCAGUCUGAUCACAUGCUGGCAGCAGUUGCCGACUAUCCGAGAGUUGGGGGAUUACUUGAAAGAGAAGUACGAAGGUGCUAUCGAAGUGAGGGCCACCAGACGAGGACGUUUGCAAAUAAGGGAUCCGAGAUUUAGUUUGCCGACUGCUAGUGAUUUAGUCUACAUCGAUGAUUCCCCCAACUAUUGUAUUAGAAAUAUCACCGCCGGUUCCAUAGGUACACAAGGCCGUGAAUGUAAUCGAACUUCACACGGAAUGGACGGUUGUAGUCUAUUAUGCUGUGGAAGAGGCUACAAUACACAACGGCAAGUAACGAAGGAAAGAUGCGAAUGCAAAUUCCACUGGUGUUGUUAUGUUCAGUGCAAAACGUGUGUACGAAAUGCCGAAGUUCAUACGUGCAAGUAGAAUGAAACCCAGAAUGUAAUCAUAAAUCAUUUCCACCAAAUGCAAAAAUAUUGAUUUUUUUUUUUUGAAAUUUCAAACAUUAGAUCUCAGAAUAAAACUAAUAAAACUUUUGACUUUCUCAGGCUCUUCCCAUUUUCCCCUUAUCUUAUUAUAUAAAUAUAGGAUUUAUAAACUUUUUAUACGUA